Molecule: messenger RNA, 2052 nt
Organism: Australozyma saopauloensis
Lineage: Eukaryota; Fungi; Ascomycota; Pichiomycetes; Serinales; Metschnikowiaceae
Gene: LYS4
Product: homoaconitate hydratase
Exons: 1
Coding region: 1-2052 (683 amino acids)
Biological process (GO): L-lysine biosynthetic process
Molecular function (GO): homoaconitate hydratase activity; 4 iron, 4 sulfur cluster binding
Source: RefSeq, a predicted model, not a curated record
AUGGCACUUCGAUCGCUGGCAACCAUCUCGCGGAUCCGUGGGUUCUCCACCACUCCCGCCAUUCUCCGGGGACAGAAUUUGACCGAAAAAAUCGUCCAAAAGUACGCUGUAGGUCUUCCAAAGGACAAGAAUGUCUACAGUGGAGACUACGUCUCCAUCAAACCAGCCCACUGUAUGUCUCACGACAACUCGUGGCCUGUUGCAACCAAAUUCAUGGGUUUGGGGGCAAAGAACGUGAAGGACAAUCGCCAGAUUGUGUGUACCUUGGAUCAUGAUGUGCAAAACAAGUCCGAUAAGAACUUGGAGAAAUACAGAAAUAUCGAGAAGUUUGCUGCCGAGCAAGGGAUAGAUUUCUACCCCGCUGGUCGUGGUAUUGGUCACCAGAUCAUGAUCGAGGAGGGUUACGCAUUCCCUUCCAACUUGAGUGUCGCUUCUGACUCUCACUCAAACACAUAUGGAGGUGUUGGAGCAUUGGGAACACCCAUUGUGCGUACAGAUGCAGCCUCCAUCUGGGCUACGGGCCAAACCUGGUGGCAAAUUCCUCCCGUCGCAAAGGUCGAGCUUGUUGGUGAGUUGCCCAAGGGAACUAGUGGAAAAGACGUCAUUGUUGCACUUUGUGGUGCAUUCAACAACGAUGAGGUCUUGAACCAUGCCAUUGAAUUUGUAGGCGACGGAGUUAGUAAGUUGCCUGUGGACUACCGUCUCACCAUCGCUAAUAUGACCACUGAGUGGGGCGCAUUGUCUGGUUUGUUUCCAAUUGACGAUGUGUUAAUUCAAUUCUACAAAGAGAGAUUGGCCAAGUUGCCUCAACCUCACCCUCGUGUUAACGAACAGACUGUUGCUGCUUUGGAGACCAACAAGCUUUCCUCCGAUUCCGACGCUGUCUACGCUAAGCACUUGCGUAUUGACUUGUCAUCUCUUUCCCCUUACAUCUCUGGACCAAACUCUGUCAAGGUCUCCAAGUCUCUUUACGACUUGGUUCAAGAGAACGUUCCUAUUAACAAGGCAUACCUCGUUUCCUGUACUAAUUCCCGUUUGAGUGACAUCAAGGCUGCUGCUGACAUCAUCAGAGGCCACAAGGUCGCUCCUGGUGUCGAGUUUUACGUUGCUGCUGCUUCCUCAAAUGUCCAAAAGGACGCUGAGGCUGCUGGUUACUGGAACGAUAUCCUCGAGGCUGGCGCCAAGCCUCUUCCUGCUGGAUGUGGACCAUGUAUCGGUUUGGGUGCUGGUUUGUUGGAAGACGGAGAGGUUGGAAUCUCUGCUACUAACAGAAACUUCAAGGGAAGAAUGGGUUCCAAGGAUGCUUUGGCUUAUUUGGCUUCUCCUGAAGUUGUAGCUGCCUCUGCUGUUUUGGGCAGAAUUGGUGGACCAGAAGAAUUAGACGGCAAUGCCGUCAAGCCAAACACAGAAAUUGUCAAGUCGAUUGAGAUCACCAGCUCCUCGCCAAGCUCUGAUGCUGAGGCUGCUGUUGAGGUCUUGGAUGGAUUCCCUAAGUCUAUUGAGGGUGAAUUGAUCCUUUGUGACGCAGACAACAUUAAUACUGACGGAAUCUAUCCAGGUAAGUAUACCUAUCAAGAUGAUAUUACCAAGGAGCAAAUGGCCGAGGUUUGUAUGGAGAACUACGACGCUGACUUCAAGGAGAAGACUAAGUCCAGCGACAUCAUUGUGUCUGGUUACAACUUCGGAACCGGUUCUUCUAGAGAGCAGGCUGCCACCGCUAUCUUGGCUAAGGGAAUGAGAAUGGUCGUUGCUGGCUCCUUUGGUAACAUUUUCUCCAGAAACUCCAUUAACAAUGCCCUUCUUACUCUUGAGAUCCCGGCAUUGAUUGACUCUCUCCGUGAAAAGUACGCCGGUUCCAAGGAAUUGACAAUUCGUACCGGAUGGUUCUUGAAGUACGACGUUACCAAGGCCUUGGUCACUGUUACAAAUGCUGAGGGUGAAGUCGUUUUGCAACAAAAGGUUGGUGAGUUGGGAACCAACUUGCAAGAUAUUAUCGUCAAGGGAGGUUUGGAAGGCUGGGUUAAGGCCGAGCUUGCUGAAGGGAAAAAUUAA